GCAAGGAAACAUUCAGUAUAAUGUUUACAUAAUUACCAAGAAGCAUUCAGUAUAAUGUUUCAUUACUGCAAGGAAACAUUCAGUAUAAUGUUUUCAGAAUUACCAAGAAGCAUUCAGUAUAAGGUUUACAUAAUUACCAGGAAGCAUUCAGUAUAAUGUUUCAUUAUUGCAAGGAAACAUUCAGUAUAAUGUUUACAUAAUUACCAAGAAGCAUUCAGUAUAAUGUUUCAUUAUUGCAUGGAAACAUUCAGUAUAAUGUUUUCAGAAUUACCAAGAAGCAUUCAGUAUAAGGUUUACAUAAUUACCAGGAAGCAUUCAGUAUAAUGUUUCAUUAUUGCAAGGAAACAUUCAGUAUAAUGUUUACAUAAUUACCAAGAAGCAUUCAGUAUAAUGUUUCAUUACUGCAAGGAAACAUUCAGUAUAAUUUUUACAUAAUUACCAAGAAGCAUUCAGUAUAAUGUUUACAUAAUUACCAGGAACUAUUCAGUAUAAUGUUUCAUUACUGCAAGGAAACAUUCAGUAUAAUGUUUACAUAAUUACCAGGAAGCAUUCAGUAUAAUGUUUCAUUAUUGCAAGGAAACAUUCAGUAUAAUGUUUACAUACUUACCCAGAAACAUUCAGUAUAAUGUUUACAUAAUUACCAGGAAGCAUUCAGUAUAAUGUGUCAUUAUUGCCACGGAAACAUUUAGUGUGUGGUUGCAGAGUUAUAUAGAUAUAAACUAUUAGUAUAUAUCUGUCUAUAUUGUAAAGUAGCAGCAGGGCAGAGUGCAAGGCCUGUGCUAUAGAGAUACAUAAAAUGCAAUGUCUAUUACACUGAGAGGCAUUUCAGUAUGAUAUUCCAUUGUUAUCAAUUAACAUGAGUAUGAUUUAAAAGUAGGGAAAGGUUAGUGGUAUGACGCUACUAUUACUACAUAUUUCCCUGACACCUACUUAUGGUACUAUAUUUAUAUUCUUUGAUAACUAAAAACAGCCUCCAGAUUUGGCAUUUAGUUUCUUUCUAUCAAGUUAUAUUAUCUAUAUAUUAUUGUGCCUAGAGGUGUUCUUUGGGCUAUUGAAUUUCAGUCAAAUUCAGUUAUCAUGAACAAUAGCCCUUGUUGCGAUGUACAAGUCCAUUUUAUUAUACAGGCGAACUGCUGGAUGUCAUGUGGUAUACUGUUUGGUGUUUACAGUAGUAUUAGUUUGCCAACUUUCUCACUCAUCAAGUUUGUUGGAAGUUGACAUGCCCCUUUUUUCCUUGAUGCCCAGAUUUACUGUGGUUGAAAUAGAAUGGAGUCAACUUAGCCAAAAACAAUAUUUAGAAAUAAAACCAUGAUUGUGCUGCAAUGUCAUCAGACUGACUAAAAAGCAAUCUGCUGAAAUACGAUCGAUUUUCACAAUAAGCUAAACAAAGCUAUGUUGUAUACAUUGUGUAAGAAUAAUCAGAGAUAUAAUAUGUUGUAUAUGCCUCUUGAAUAAUAUACAUGAAAUAUAGAUCUACAGUAAACAUGUAUGAGUCGAUGCACGCUCGCCAGGUUGCGACACAAAAUUUUGGUCUAGUGUGAGCCCUGGGAACCCAUAGUGUGGGGGCUACCAAUGUCCUACCUGGACCACAGUUUGUCUCUCCCAUGGACACCCCCAACAUUUCUAAUGUGGGUUCGAUUUUAGAUGUAGUUUUCUCAGAUAGCCCGGUUCCAAGCUCCAUAUUUGGAGCAGUAUCCCACCCCGGUUCCGGAACAUUUAUUGCAAAUUUAAUUUCAGCAACAGCUCAUAUUCUGACAGCUUCCUUAACACAGGCAUCUCGAGCUGCAUAUAGGCGGUCUUGGGACCUAUUCCUGAAUUACAAACCAGUUACUAACUUACCUUUGCAAGUCUCUGAUGUAUGCAACUUCAUUGGACAUUUAUUUCAAUCCAAUUUGAGUGCAAGCACUAUAUCAUCACACAUAUCUGCUCUGGGCCAUGUCCACAAAUUGUUCAAUUUGCCAGAUCCUUCUCAAGCCUUUGUAGUAAAGAAACUUCUGCGUGGUUGUCACAAAUUGGCAGGGACUGUAGACUCAAGGCUACCGAUAACGAAAGAUAUUUUAGCAAAACUUAUUGCGGCUUUGUCUCAUACGGUUGCAGCAAAAGCCAACUGCAUAUUAGAUGCUCUGUUUAAAUUAUGCUUUCAUGCAUUCCUUCGCCUUGGGGAAGUGGUUUCAAAAUCUGCAGGAAGUAGCAGUUUGGUGGUGCAGCGGUCAAAUGUCGCCUUUCAAUUUGAGGGUUCUUUACUGAAAUCAGUGCAGAUAGUUCUACAUCAUUUCAAAAAUCAGAAACAUAACAAUCCUUUUGUCAUUACACUUGUGAGCAGCAUAGAUCCAACAAUGUGCCCUGUGGCAGCUCUGCAUCGCUAUUUAUCACAUUUCAAGCAUUCUUCGGGACCCUUAUUCCAGUUCAUAGGGGAAAACCCUGUUACAUAUUCUUAUGUCUCCACUCAACUCUAUGCCGCUGCAACCUUUGCUGGUCUGAACCCAAAGUUGUACAAAGGUCAUAGUUUUAGAAUAGGUGCUGCUACAUAUGCCACAAGUCUGGGUUAUUCUGAGAAUCUGAUCAAACAAUUAGGCAGAUGGAACUCUAAUGCCUUUCGUCGCUACAUAAGAAUACCUGCGUUCAACCUUUAACUUAUUUUCUACCCCAUCCUCUGAUUUUUUUUUUUUACUUGGUAGUCAGGGCGCAUUCAGGUUCAGCAACAACCUUUGGCAGGUCAGUGUCUAACUGCUGCUAAAGACUGCAUCACUUGCGUGCAUAUAUCAAUUGAAAAUUUGGGCAGGUCAGUGUCUAACUGCUGCUAAGGACUGUAUCAAUUGACUGUUAUAUCAAUUUUAAGACUUCGAGCAGGUCAGUGUUUAACUGCUGCAAAAAGUUUGGUACUAUGUAAAUAUUUAAACAAAAUAGGUUUUUUGCAAGUUGGUAUCUGUUAUAUUUUCUUUGUAGUAAUUCUUUUUCGCAAGUUGUAGAGAAAAAAAUUUCUGUUUUAUAUGCUACACAUUGGUACUGUAUACAUUGCUAUAUGUGGUUGGUGCAAUAUACCUUACUGACGCACUUAGUUACGCUAUCCUUUUAUACACAGAUAUGUCAAAAGUAUGUCUUGUUAUAUACAAUAUCCUUUAUGUUAUAGCACAGGAAUGUGUCAACUUUGGUAACCAUAUACACUGUUAAUUGCAAUCGGGUCAGUAUUUAACUGUUCAUGUGUGAUAAAUGUUUAUUAACUCUCCACAGUCAAACUAGUUAUUUCUCUCUGCUCACCUUGGAUGGCGCCGAUAUGAUACUGUGUUUCAUAUCUUGUGGCCUUAUUUGUUCGCCAUCUUUUUGCUCUGGGUUUGUUUUGAUGAAUUUUUAUUUGUCAUCUUAUAGCGUAGCAUUAUUUAAGUUAUUUUGUCUUCUUUGGGAGAAAUCAGACUUUGAGUAAUUUAGCUUUGCAGGUACUUUCAUGUAGAAUGUAUUAUCUGAUUUCCCCCAAAAUCUUAUGUUGAAGAUUUCUUUCGUCAUUUGGUAUUGUAAUAAAUGACAAAUUUUCAAUCUCAAUCAUUCUUUGUUCAGAUUUUUUAUGACAGCAAAAACGAGCUACGGUGAGCAGAGUUUGGGUAAUAGAAGCUGAUAAACAUAAAAUCAAUAUUAUGGAACAUAAUAGCAUUUAUGUUUAAAGCGUAUAUAUGUGUCAUUUGCCCUAUUGGGGACCUCGUAUAACUUUACCCCGUUGGGGGCCUCAAGUUUGUUAGCCAAUCAAUGGCUUGGAUAGGCACGCGAUAGCUUGUGUUUUGCACACGUUAGCCUUUUCAUAUACAUGGGAUUCAGUGAAUACAAAUUGUAAAGCGGAUCAAAGUUUUUUCAUUUUAUUCAACCCUCCACCACCCCAACUUUCCGUCCUCAAUAUGGAGGUUUACUCCGGUGCUAUGCAAUCUUUUUAUAUAGGCUUUUAAUCAUUUGGGUUGGCCUUAUUUGUUCGCCAUCUUUUUGCUCUGGGUUUGUUUUGAUGAAUUUUUAUUUGUCAUCUUAUAGCGUAGCAUUAUUUAAGUUAUUUUGUCUUCUUUGGGGGAAAUCAGACUUUGAGUAAUUUAGCUUUGCAGGUACUUUCAUGUAGAAUGUAUUAUCUGAUUUCCCCCAAAAUCUUAUGUUGAAGAUUUCUUUCGUCAUUUGGUAUUGUAAUAAAUGACAAAUUUUCAAUUUCAA
This is a messenger RNA of Ostrea edulis (European flat oyster), 4182 nucleotides long. RefSeq lists its product as uncharacterized. Gene Ontology annotation, molecular function: DNA binding. The record is from RefSeq and is a predicted model, not a curated record. The coding region runs from base 1605 to 2633 and encodes 342 amino acids. The transcript has 2 exons. Gene Ontology annotation, biological process: DNA recombination; DNA integration. NCBI's taxonomy places the organism in Eukaryota, Metazoa, Mollusca, Bivalvia, Ostreida, Ostreidae.